CUUUUCAAAGUCUUUUAUCUAAUGGGUCAAGCAGGGUAUAUGUGUGCAGUACUACAUUUGCACUACAUUAUACUGUUAUAUAAGUCUUCUUCAGCUUCUUCUUUUACCAUGUAUCUUGUGUUUCCUUCCUCCAAUAUUUCUCAUGGAAUCUGUUUCUUGCAAAUGGCUCCUACUUUCAUUUGUUUGCCUUUCUUGCGCAAACUCUGCUUUGUGCGCCGUGGAUGGAGUGAAAGGUGGGAAAGUAAGAGGUGUGAGCUUGGGUAAUUGGUUGGUUAUUGAAGGAUGGAUGAAACCUGCACUAUUUAAUAACAUCACCAAUGGAGAUAUGCUUGAUGGAACUAAGGUUCGGUUCCAGUCUUCGAAGUCUAAGAAGUAUGUGAGUGCAAAGUAUGGAGGAGGUGCAGAAGUCUUUGUCGACAUAGACGAAGCCAAUGAUUGGGAAACCUUCGGAUUAUGGAGGGUUAAUGAAUCAGUUUAUCAGUUUCGUACUAUGGACGGACAGUUUCUAUCCUGUAAUGGACAAGGGGCCUUGGUCACCGCAACAUCAAUAUUACCGUCGUUGAAUGGAACAUUUACUAUUGAAAGAUCCAGUUUUGAUCGAGUUAUUAUUAAACACUCCAGCGGUAAAUAUUUGCAGGCGUCUGGAAAUGAACUCAAAGCGGACUUCGUUGGGACUUCAGGAUUUACUGAUGGUAAUGCAGCCAUAUUUGUGAUGACUAAACAUGGAGAUAUGCAAGGAGAGUACCAGCUCUCCAAUGGGCAUGGACGAGAAAAUGCAACAAAAGUGCUUACUGAUCAUAGGAAUAGCUACAUUACACGAGAGGACUUUGAGUAUCUUAGCAAACACGAUAUAAACACCGUGAGGAUUCCUGUUGGGUGGUGGAUUGCCAAAGAUCCCAAUCCACCAGCUCCUUAUGUUGGGGGGAGUUUGGCAGCUCUGGAUAAUGCUUUCAAAUGGGCAAAGGAGUUUGAGAUAAAAUGCAUAAUCAACCUUCACGCAGCUCCCGGUUCCCAAAAUGGAAGGGACCACAGUUCUAGUCGUGAUGAUAUUAUUGACUGGACGAAAUCAGAUAAUAUCCAGAAAACCCUUGAAGUUAUAGAAUUCCUAGCUACCAAGUACAUAUGUUUAUCUCUAGCUAUAACUUGUUAUUGCUCGGCUAUCUCAAGCUAUACCUACUCUUACAACAGUCAUAAUUACAUAUUGACAAUUGCUUAUAGCUCUCGGUUAUUUUCUUUCUGUCUGCUCCUAAUGAGCAUGCCAUCUUUGAUUUUCAGGUACGGAAACGAUACAUCUCUUUUGGGGAUUGAUCUUUUGAAUGAUCCCAAUGUUUCUUUUGAUGUGUUACAAAAGUACUACAAUGACGGAUAUAACAUUGUAAGGAAACAUUCAUCCAAAGCUUAUGUAAUAAUGUGUCAGUUGAGCUCUGAAGAACCAAUAAACCUUUAUCGUGCCAACACUGGUAAAUCCAACGCAGUAUUGGACAUGCACUACUAUAAUACCGAUAGUACCUUCGAAAAUAUGACCGUACAGGAGAAUAUCAAUUAA
Molecule: messenger RNA, 1546 nt
Organism: Papaver somniferum (opium poppy)
Lineage: Eukaryota; Viridiplantae; Streptophyta; Magnoliopsida; Ranunculales; Papaveraceae
Exons: 7
Coding region: 143-1546 (467 amino acids)
Biological process (GO): cell migration; actin filament bundle assembly; establishment or maintenance of cell polarity
Cellular component (GO): actin cytoskeleton; cytoplasm
Molecular function (GO): actin filament binding; protein-macromolecule adaptor activity; hydrolase activity, hydrolyzing O-glycosyl compounds
Source: RefSeq, a predicted model, not a curated record